Messenger RNA from Pongo pygmaeus (Bornean orangutan), 3544 nucleotides. RefSeq names its product GLIS family zinc finger 1 (gene GLIS1). Bases 483 to 2891 code for a protein of 802 amino acids. The record is from RefSeq and is a predicted model, not a curated record. Gene Ontology annotation, molecular function: RNA polymerase II cis-regulatory region sequence-specific DNA binding; DNA-binding transcription factor activity, RNA polymerase II-specific. Gene Ontology annotation, cellular component: nucleus. The transcript is spliced from 10 exons. Gene Ontology annotation, biological process: regulation of transcription by RNA polymerase II. Lineage: Eukaryota; Metazoa; Chordata; Mammalia; Primates; Hominidae.
GGGGCGGGUGCGGGGCCCGAGAUCCGAGGCUGGCGUCCCGGCGACGCUCGAACCCCGGCAGCUUGGGGAUGGCGCAGAGAGCGCGGAGGGGAACGGAGAGUUUGGGGGCCCCUGAUGGAAGGGCUGAGGGAGGCUCCGGCGCGGCCCCCAUCGCACGCGCGUGUGGCGAGAGCGUGGGACUGUGUGGUUGUGCGCUGCCGAGCGUCUGACCAGCGGCAGUGUGGGUGGCGUGUCCGUCCCCGGGCGUGCCUUGGCGGGUGUGCGGGUGUGUGGCGGCGGCCGCGUGGGCAUUGCCCACUGUGCUGGUUUGCGCGCGCGACGGGCUCGAUUCCUCCGCUGCGCAUGGGAAUGUGGGUGUCCCGGCUGCGCGUGAUGGGUUCGCGUCGCAGGAUUCAGCGCCCAGCUUGGGACUCCUGUUUUCCCGGUUCGGGUGGUCGCGGGAGCCCGGCGCGACCCCCAGCCGUGCGCCCCGCCCCGGCGCCAUGCAUUGCGAGGUGGCUGAGGCACACUCGGACAAGAGGCCUAAGGAGGCCCCUGGUGCGCCCGGCCCCGGCCCCGCCAGCCUCGGCGCGCACAUGGCCUUCAGGGUCACCGUGAGUGGUGGCGGCUGCGGAGACAGGGGCCCGCGGGACCUGCUAGCCCGGCCGCCUGCGCCGCCACCGCGCGCCCACGACCUCCUCCGGCCCCGGAGCCCCCGAGACUACGGUCCAUCCAAGGCCGCCGCCGGGAAGGUGAAUGGGAGCUACGGCCACUGCACCCCGGGCUCAGAGAAGAGCCUGCUGGACCUGGACCUUGCUGAGGGCCCUGGCCCCACCUGCUGCCAGGGCCUGUUUCUCCCUGCAGGAAGCCCACCGCCCCGGGCUCACCCCCAAGCUUGUGAGAGGCUGCUGCAUUUCCCCCACCCUAACAGGUCAGCCAGACCCCAGGCCACCUAUGUGAACGGCAGCCUCCCAACCACACAACACAUCAAACAGGAGUCCCUGCCCGACUACCAAGCCAUGGCAGAGGCCCGCACAUCCCUGUCUGCCCACUGUCGGGGCCCGCCGGCCACUGGCCUGCACCCAGACCUGGACCUCCCGGGCCGAAGCCUCGCCACCCCUGCGCCUUCCUGCUACCUUCUGGGCAGCGAACCCAGCUCUGGCCUGGGCCUCCAGCCUGAGGCCCACCUCCCCGAGGGCAGCCUGAAGCGCUGCUGCCUCUUGGGCCUACCCCCCACCUCCCCAGCCUCCUCCUCACCCUGUGCCUCCUCCGACGUCACCUCCAUCAUCCGCUCCUCCCAGACGUCUCUGGUCACCUGUGUAAAUGGACUCCGGAGCCCCCCUCUGGCGGGAGAUCUGGGGGGCCCUUCCAAGCGGGCCCGGCCUGGCCCUGCAUCGACCGACAGCCAUGAGGGCAACUUGCAACUUGAAGCCUGCCGGAAGGCGAGCUUCCUGAAGCAGGAACCGGCAGAUGAGUUUUCAGAGGUCUUUGGGCCUCACCAGCAGGGCCUGCCGCCCCCCUAUCCCCUGUCUCAGUUGCCGCCUGGCCCGAGCCUUGGAGGCCUGGAGCUGGGCCUGGCGGGCAGGGUGGUGACUGGGCGGCAGGCGUGCCGCUGGGUGGACUGCUGUGCAGCUUAUGAGCAGCAGGAGGAGCUGGUGCGGCACAUCGAGAAGAGCCACAUCGACCAGCGCAAGGGCGAGGACUUCACCUGCUUCUGGGCUGGCUGCGUGCGCCGCUACAAGCCCUUCAACGCCCGCUACAAGCUGCUCAUCCACAUGCGGGUGCACUCGGGCGAGAAGCCCAACAAGUGCAUGUUUGAAGGCUGCAGCAAGGCCUUCUCACGGCUGGAGAACCUCAAGAUCCACCUGAGGAGCCACACGGGCGAGAAGCCGUACCUGUGCCAGCACCCGGGUUGCCAGAAGGCCUUCAGCAACUCCAGCGACCGCGCCAAGCACCAGCGCACCCACCUAGACACGAAGCCGUACGCCUGUCAGAUCCCUGGCUGCUCCAAGCGCUACACAGACCCCAGCUCCCUCCGCAAGCACGUCAAGGCCCAUUCAGCCAAAGAGCAGCAGGUGCGUAAGAAGCUGCACGCGGGCCCUGACACCGAGGCCGACGUCCUGACCGAGUGUCUGGCCCUGCAGCAGCUCCAUGCGUCCACACAGCUGGCUGCCAGCGACGGCAAGGGUGGCUGUGGCCUGGGCCAGGAGCUUCUCCCAGGUGUGUAUCCUGGCUCCAUCACCCCCCAUAACGGACUCGCAUCGGGCCUCCUGCCCCCAGCGCACGAUGUACCUUCCAGGCACCACCCGCUGGAUGCCACCACCAGUUCCCACCACCAUCUGUCCCCUCUGCCCAUGGCUGAGAGCACCCGGGAUGGGUUGGGGCCCGGCCUCCUCUCACCAAUAGUCAGCCCCCUGAAGGGGCUCGGGCCACCGCCGCUGCCCCCAUCCUCUCAGAGCCAUUCUCCGGGAGGCCAGCCCUUCCCCACACUCCCCAGCAAGCCGUCCUACCCACCCUUCCAGAGCCCUCCACCCCCGCCUCUGCCCAGCCCACAAGGUUACCAGGGCAGUUUCCACUCCAUCCAGAGUUGCUUCCCCUACGGUGACUGCUACCGGAUGGCCGAACCAGCAGCCGGUGGGGACGGACUGGUCGAGGAGACCCAUGGUUUCAACCCCCUGCGGCCCAAUGGCUACCACAGCCUCAGCACGCCCUUGCCUGCCACAGGUGAGCCCUGCCUGCGUGGCUCCCAGUCCUGGGCACCUGCCGAGGCUCAACCCGGUGCUGAGUGCUGCAUACAUGCUGUCCUGCAGCCUUUGGAUGCUUAUGUGGUGGGGCCAUCCCCACUUUACAGAGGGGGAAGGAGAGGCUCAGAGAGGUCCCAGGACCCCGCAGAACUGUCUAUACCUGCCUGACUGGAAAGUGCAUGCUCCUUCCACAGCUUUGCGAGCCUUAUGUGUGUCUGAAUGCUGACAGGUUUCUGAAGAAUCGGACUGGGAGCUCAUGGUUUACUUACUGCUUCACUUUAUUUAUUGAGCACCUACUGUGUGCCAGGCAUAGCUGCAGACCCUGGGAAUAUAGCAGGGAAUGAACAAAUCCUGCUCUCCCUUUGGCAGCAGAGGAGACUAGGCGGGGACAGAACCUGGAGGUCGUGCUGUUCCUUCCCCACAUUGGUACCUGGUGCUGCCCUGCAGGGCCCUGGGCCUCCCCAGCUCUGCCCCAGGCUUGGCUAGAGAAGCCCAGGGAGAGGGGAGGGUGCCCGCAGCCCAGGUGAAACCAGGCUCUGAUCAGCAGGGCAGGCCUAGUCAGAGCAGGGGCAUCAGAAGGGAGGGGCUAGACCCUCCCUGAAUUCCUCCAGCUGAGACCCACCCUCAAAACAGCCUCGGGGCCCAGUUCUUUUUUUUUUUUUUUUUUUUUUUUUACCUUUUAAAAAGUCAGUUUAUUGAAGUUUAAUUUCCAUACAGUAAAAUUUACCUUUUUAUAUGUAGUUGGAUAAAUUUUGGCAAACACAUGUAGUCAUGUAAAGACCUCUACAAUAACAAGAUAUACAUUUCCAGCAUCCCCCCAA